GUAGGCUAGAUAGAUGUCUGGUUUGAUAUUGCUCUUGCUGGCUGCAGCCUCGGACAGAUGAUUGGGUGUUAGUGCAGAAGUGUAUUUCAUCAAAUGUGUUCGUAAUUUCAAAGACAGGUUUAGUUGCAAUGGCCCAUGCUAAGAACUAGGAACAUAGUGCUUAGUUAUUUAGCCUACUUUGGUUUCUCAGAAACAUGUAAGGCAGAAAAUUAAUGAAGGCAGAGAGAAGGUGAAUGAAGGGCAAUGUUUUGGUGAAAUUAUUAUUUCUAAGCAUCUUUCUUUCAAAUCGUUUUUUUAAAUAAGACUUUUAAGGAUAAAAAAACCCAGAUUAAACUUUUAAACGUAGCUUUCAUAUUUUAUUCGAUUACUAUUUUAAACGUUGCAUAUUUAUUAUGUAGAAAGUGCUGCUCCCGUUGAUGAAAUAGAUAAACAGAACAGAGCCCUCCUGCUUCCACUGUCGGUCUGUGCUGCUAGCUUCGCUAGCUCGCUUGCUAGUCUGAAUAUUAAGUUGACAGGUCUGUUCCAGCCAACAAUACAUGCAUUUGCGCACAAUCACACUUCUAAACGCCAACUAAGACAUUUUUGGAACAAGAUAAGGAACUUUUUUACACGUCAGCUUUUCAGUUUUUUUGACGGUCAGCUAACGGCUAUCAGUGCUGCAAUGGGUUCCAAUGAUUGAUGACUUCGACUAAUGUCAAAGCAGUGUGGCAGGAGGGGGAUGCAUGCCUGGCUUCCAGCCCCGAAAAGGGCACCUUACGAGAAGGAACCAUCCUGAAACUCUUCUCCGCCCCUCACACUCUCACCACAGCCCUCGUUAGAUACACUGAUCACUGCAAUGUUAGUGACCAAGGAGAGGCGAUGGAGGAGAAGGAAGAGAUCGUUCCCAUUUCUGAGCUCCAGAGGCCAGGCGCUGACUGUUUCGAGAGAGAACGGUCCGCUCAGGAGAAGCCUCUCUUCCACAGCAGUAGUCUAAGCCCUCCUGGUUCCUCUGAGCCCUUGAUACUGUCUCAGACUGGGGAUAAAGUCCCCUACACCAUCAACAGGUACCUGAGGGACUACCAGAAAGAAGGCAUCCAGUUCAUCUACCACAGCUAUGUCCAGUCCAGAGGUUGCAUCCUUGGAGAUGAUAUGGGUCUGGGGAAGACCAUUCAGGUCAUUGGUUUCCUGGCUGCUUUAUUACAUAAAACAGGAACUGGGGAAGAUAUAGAAAACAACAGACCUCAGUUUCUUUUGACACAGGCCACCUCAAAAAACUGUAGACCUAACAAGGCCUUCUUGAUCGUGGCCCCCCUGUCGGUGCUCUAUAACUGGAAGGAUGAGCUGGAGAUGUGGGGUCACUUCCAGGUGGUGGUAGUGCACGGGCUGCACAAGGAAGAGGAGCUUACCAGGGUGAGAAGAGGCCGCACCGAGAUCGCCCUCACCACCUAUGAGACCUUGAGACUCUGCCUUGACCAGUUCAACAGCAUCGACUGGUGUGCUGUGAUAGUGGACGAGGCCCACAAAAUCAAGAACCCCAACUCCCAAAUCACCCAGGCCAUGAAGAGGCUGAGAUGCCAGGUACGAGUGGGUCUCACGGGCACCAUCCUACAGAACAACCUGGAUGAACUGUGGUGUGUCAUGGACUGGGCCAUCCCUGGUUGUCUUGGCAGCCUGGGUCAUUUCAAGAACAAGUUCUCCGACCCCAUUGAGCAGGGACAGAAGCACACUGCAACCAAGCGUUCCCUAGCGACAGGGAGGAAGGCGGUCCGGGCCCUGGCCGGGAAGCUCUCCCAUUGGUUCUUGAGGAGGACCAAGGCUCUGAUUAGUCGACAGCUUCCCAAGAAGGACGACAGAGUGGUGUACUGCUCUCUGACAGAGUUCCAGCAGACAGUCUACAGGACAGUGCUGGAGUCGGAGGACGUCUCCCUGCUGUUGCGCUCGUCUGAGAAGUGCAGCUGUGGCAGUGGACGCACUCGCAGGAAAUGCUGCUACAAGGAGAACAGGGAUGGCGUAAAGGUCAGUUCUCUGUACUUCAGCUACCUAACCAUUCUCAGGAAAGUAGCCAAUCACGUCGCCUUACUUCAGAGCACAGCAGACACCAGCAGCAAACAGAAGAAGUAUGUGAACGCUAUCUGUGAGAAGGUGUUCCAGAAGUUUCCUGACUUUAUGCAGAGGUGCAAGCAUGAAUCCUUUGAAGCUAUGUCAGACCCCAUGUACAGUGGUAAGAUGAAGGCCUUGCAGAAGUUACUGAAACAUUACAUGCAAAGGAAAGACAAGGUCUUACUCUUCUCCAUGUCCACCAAGCUAUUGAACGUUCUGGAAAGCUACUGUAUGGCCGAGGGUCUGGACUACAGCAGGCUGGAUGGUAACACCAAGGCCCGGGACAGGAUGACGGUGGUGAAGAACUUCAACAGUCGCCCUGACAUCAACAUCUGUCUGGUUUCCACCAUGGCGGGGGGUCUGGGGCUGAAUUUUGUGGGGGCUAAUGUGGUGGUUCUGUUUGAUCCCACCUGGAACCCUGCCAACGACCUGCAGGCGAUAGACAGAGCGUACCGUAUAGGCCAGUGCAGGGACGUGACCGUGCUCCGGCUGAUCUCGCUGGGGACAGUGGAGGAGAUCAUCUACCUGAGGCAGAUCUACAAGCAGCAGUUGCAGUGUUCGGUUGUUGGCAGGGAGAGUGCCCGGCGCUACUUUGAGGCGGUGCAGGGGGCAGGUCACCAGAAGGGGGAGCUGUUCGGGGUGAACAACCUGUUCAGGCUGCAGACCCAGGGGACCUGCCUGACCCGACAGAUACUGGAGAGAGAGGGCCAAGUGGAGGUGGGAGUGAUGACGGCGAAAACGCAGAUGCGGGAAGAGAAGGAGGAGGAAGAAGAGGCGGAGAGGAGAGAGAGCGGGCCAGGGGGUGCAGCCGGGGGGGGGCGGAGCCCCACGGCGGGGGGGGCGGAGCCCCACGGCGGGGGGGGCGGAGCCUCCGGGGCCGUGCUGGACUUCAGCAGCUGCAGCGAGGACGACGAGGCGGAGGGGGGGAAGCGAAGGGGGGCUCUCCAGCUCCGAGCGGGAGAGGACGGCCGGACCCCUCCCGGGAAAAUAAGUCUGCUCCUCCGGCACGACUUCUCCAGGCCGCUCCCGGGGUCAGAGGUCGAGGGGGGAGCCGGGUCGUCGUCGUCGGACGGCAGCCUGUGGACCCCCUAGACAGACCUCCUCCAUCCUCUCAGGCUGCCAGGGAGACUGAGGCUGUGAACGUCCAGAGGCCCGCCACCCCGCCCUGCC
This is a messenger RNA of Hypomesus transpacificus, 3249 nucleotides long. It is a transcript of the gene ercc6l2, whose product is annotated as excision repair cross-complementation group 6-like 2. NCBI's taxonomy places the organism in Eukaryota, Metazoa, Chordata, Actinopteri, Osmeriformes, Osmeridae. The coding region runs from base 679 to 3171 and encodes 830 amino acids. The transcript has 17 exons. The record is from RefSeq and is a predicted model, not a curated record. Gene Ontology annotation, molecular function: ATP-dependent chromatin remodeler activity; ATP binding.